AUGGCGGACGCGCCGCCUGAGGUACUCGAGCUGAACGUAGGCGGCGUGCACUAUGCCACUACUCGCGACACGCUGUUGCGCGAGCCGGACUCAUUGCCGGCCGCGGCUUUACGCGACCCCGACCAUCCGCGCGACGCACGCGGCCGCAUUUUCUUCGACCGCGACGGCGUUCUCUUCCGCUACGUCUUAGAUUAUCUUCGUGACGGCGGUCUGGUACUACCGGAAUGUUUUCGUGAACAUAAACGUCUGGCGCGAGAAGCCAGGCAUUAUAGGUUAGUGGGCUUAGAAAAUGCAGUUCGAGACGCUGAUCCGAAACCGCCAAAUCGAGAGCGCGGGUGCAUUACCGUGGGAUACCGUGGAAGCUUUGCUUUCGGCCGUGACGGCCUCGCCGAUGUGAAGUUUCGCAAGUUAUCUCGUAUUCUAGUUUGCGGAAAAGUAACUCUGUGCCGCGAUGUCUUUGGAGAAACGCUGAACGAGUCUAGAGAUCCCGACCACGGACUGGCAGACAGGUACACGUCCCGAUUCUUCUUAAAGCACUCAUUCAUCGAGCAAGCUUUCGAUAAUUUACAAGAGCAAGGCUUCAAGCUGACGGCCAGCUGUGGCAGCGGCACCGCGGGCGGCGCCGCAGAACUCAAGCCCGGAGUAGAUUCUGAGGAAAAUCGCUGGAAUCACUACAACGAAUUUGUUUUCGUACGUGAA
Brenthis ino (lesser marbled fritillary) is the source of this 699-nucleotide messenger RNA. Lineage: Eukaryota; Metazoa; Arthropoda; Insecta; Lepidoptera; Nymphalidae. The record is from the annotation of a GenBank genome assembly.